Messenger RNA from Rotaria sordida, 816 nucleotides. The record is from the annotation of a GenBank genome assembly. NCBI's taxonomy places the organism in Eukaryota, Metazoa, Rotifera, Eurotatoria, Philodinida, Philodinidae.
AUGUCGAAUUCAUUUGAACAAAUGUCUACAUCAUCUUAUAAUACACAAAGCAGUUCAAUCAAACGAUUAAUGCGCGAAGCUAUUGAAUUAAAAGAGCCAACUGAACUAUUCUAUUGUCAACCAAUUGAAAAUAAUUUAUAUGAAUGGCAUUUUACAAUACGUGGUCCUAAAGAUACAGAAUUUGAACAUGGUAUUUAUCAUGGUCGAAUUUUAUUGCCUGUUGAAUAUCCAAUGAAACCACCUUCAAUUAUUUUUCUAACGGCAAGUGGUCGUUUUAAAAUAAAUGAAAAAAUCUGUUUAUCAAUAUCUGGACAUCAUGCAGAAACAUGGACACCAACAUGGGGUAUACGAACAGCUUUAUUGGCAAUAAUUGGUUUUAUGGAAACACCUGGAGAAGGUGCUAUAGGUUCACUUGAUUAUACACCUGAUGAAAGAAGAAUUUUAGCUAAACGAUCUCAGUCAUAUGUAUGUCCAACAUGUGGUAUAGCUAAUAGUCAACUAUUAUUACCAUUAUCAGAAAAAUCGAUUGAUAUACAAAAACAAGCUAAAGAAUUAGCUAAUCAAAUUAGUUUUCAGAAGAAUUUUGAAACAACAUCGAAUAAUAAAUUAGUUGUUAAAUCAUCAUUAAAUUCCAGUGAAUUACGUUCUAAUUCGUCAAAUCAAAUAUUAGUAUUAAAUGAAAAUAAUUUCAAUAAUAAUCUAUUCAAUUUUGUUAUAUAUGUUUGUUGUAUAAUAUUUUUAUUUCUCUUUUUACGACGAUUAUUUUUAAUAUUUGGUAAUAGUCAAUCAUUUCCGUCGUCAUUUACUGAUUUUUAA